GUUAGGGCAGCAUUCUGCUGUACGGAAAACACAGCCAAACACGCCGAAGAAAAUCCCAAAUGUCGAUUUUUUUGUUGAAACUUUUAUCAGAUCAUUAAUGUACGGUACCCAGUUUGAAAGAUAGGACCAUAGUUUAGUAGACGCGCGCAGGCCCGUCCCACACUGACAGCGUCUCGGACCCGCCGUCUGCGGCUCACGCUCAGACGGGAGCCGCUCUGUCAACGUCAGCAGGCAGACAGUUCCCAGGCUCGGAACUAUGACACUCUUGUCCUCUGCAUGAAAACGCCUGGGUUGGCAGCAAGUGAAAGCGUAACUAGUUGAAGCAAAUUCUAUUGAUUUAUUCUACUUUACCGAAGAUGCCACCGGUGCUCGACAUGAUCCGUUUGGUGCUUUGGCUCUUUCUAAGCAUCAACAAUUCUUCCUGCUUCCCGAACUAUGUCAGCGAUGACACCGAUCAGCCCAUCGAUCCGCUGUUGGACUACGACCGACUAGACGACGCGUUUGACCGCGUUAGAAACGACACGCUUCGCUGCGAGCCGUGUGAGCCGGACCUGUGCCCGCUGGCCCUGGGCUGCCGAGCCGGUGUGCUGAUGGACGCCUGUGGAUGCUGCAAGGAGUGCGGGAACCUGGAGGGCCAGCCGUGCGACCCCGGGGAGCGGAGUGUGUACUACGGGCGUUGUGGAAGCGGCUUGUCGUGCCGCGUGGACCAUCGGGGUCCUGGGCCGGGAGGAGAGCGGGACCGGGAGGAGGAGGGAGACGAGCCGCAGUGUGUGUGCACGGAGCACGAGCCGGUGUGCGGAAGCGAGGGGAUCACCUACCUGAACAUCUGUCAGUUCAGGGAGGCCAACUUCUCCAACCCUCAACUCAAGCUGAGCGAGAGGGAACCGUGUAAAACAGUCCCUGUGAUCAAGGUGGCCCCUGAGAACCAGGUGAAGGGGGCGGGCAGCAGCCUGGUGUUCCUCUGCGAGGUGUUCGCCUUCCCCAUGGCCCAGGUGGACUGGACCAGGGACGGCCAUCAGGUCCUCCUGCCAGGGGACGACCCCCACAUCUCUGUGCAGUCCCGGGGCGGACCCCAGAGGUUUGAGCUCUCCAGCUGGCUGCAGAUUGAGGGCGCAGAGCACAAGGACUCUGGAACAUACCGCUGUGUUGCCCGUAACAACCUGGGCUCCGUGUCGGCCUCCGCCACGCUGGGAGUCCUCAGUCAAGAGGAGCUGUCUGCCUAUCUGACAGCCAGUGUCUCUGAGAUGAAGGAGAUGUUGGACUACAGUCAGCCCAGAGGAGAAGACCAAGAUUAUUACUGAACGGAAUGGAAAAUGGACUAUAAAUCAUCUUCUCACAUUCUCUAAACUCCACACUGACAAGGGUUUGACCAAAGAAAAUGUUUGCUUGAAAUCCGCAUCACAGUGGAGUGCAGCUUUUGGCCUGUGGUUAUAUCAGGAGUAGCCAUUUUGCUUUCAACUUCUCUGAGGUCCAUAAAUUGUUCCUGGACAUACAAUGGCAGUGGAUGAGGUGUUUGGACUACCUAAAGAGAUGAGAGUACUGCAUGAGGACGACAUGCAUCAUGGUGUCACCAGGGGGAACAAAUACACUUGAUGUUGUCAGGAAUAAUCUAUUUAUUUUCACAUUGUUUUUUCCUUUGAAACUUUUACAGACUGAGUAGAGUGCAGCACAAAACAUGAAACUCUUUAAGUAAAAGGGAACAGCAGGACAACAUCUGGAAAUCCACAAAUUCCUGCAGAAGCUGGAUUCUGGAUUUAGGAAUCCACAACAAAAACUGGAUUCAAAUAUUUUAUUUUAUUUUAAAAGCCUGUAUCUAUUUUUCUAUUAUAUUGUGGUGGUUUUUAUCUGUCAUGUUCGCAGAAGUUGCUGUUGUUGAUUUGUGAUUAACAAAUAUAAGCCAGUACACAAAAUAUUUUAAUAUAAGUUGGACCUCUAAAUCCAAUUAUAUAAUUGACAUUAUAUAAUUGACAUUAUAAUCACCAUUUAAUGUUAUAGAAUAAAAGCAA
Gadus chalcogrammus (walleye pollock) is the source of this 2006-nucleotide messenger RNA. It is a transcript of the gene kazald3, whose product is annotated as Kazal-type serine peptidase inhibitor domain 3. The transcript has 4 exons. The record is from RefSeq and is a predicted model, not a curated record. Gene Ontology annotation, biological process: regulation of signal transduction; regulation of cell growth. Gene Ontology annotation, molecular function: insulin-like growth factor binding. Bases 357 to 1301 code for a protein of 314 amino acids. Gene Ontology annotation, cellular component: extracellular region. NCBI's taxonomy places the organism in Eukaryota, Metazoa, Chordata, Actinopteri, Gadiformes, Gadidae.